AUGCCCACCAAACCCUUCGAUCAGACUGACUCGGAAGAUAAUUACGACGACGGCAUCAAUCCUAACUACUGCUCUUCAAGUCGAUGGUCAGUGACGUUCACACCGGAGAAGAAUCUGAUUGUGGAUGAUGGUGACAAAUGGCCAGGUGGGGGUGGAGGCGAGGUGGGUGGCAGUCUGGGGACUGAGGUUCCUCGUCCUGGCCCAUCCUUCUUCACUAUCAUUUUAGUGACGGUGAUAAUUGGCAUUGCAUUGGUCGCUCUUAUUUGCAUUGCGUUAAUCAUUGUUUUAAUUUUAGCAAAUUCUAACACAAGAACAUCUCCAAUACCCCGAUUAUCGCAAGUUAUUGAAAACGGAACACCAAAUACAACUCUGCCUCCACCAGGGACUCCUCUAAGACAGACUCCCCAGUCAAUCUUAGGUCAGACCCUACCAGGACAGUCACCAAUAUCCCUUAAUCAUCUGGCUGUUCAUGUGGCUAAUCUCAAAUCCUUCGACAACAAUGGACUCUACAAGGAGUAUGAAGCCAUAGAGCAGGGUAGUGGGUUCACUUGGCAUCAUGCCAACAUGGAGUUGAAUAAACCGAAAAAUCGAUAUGCUAAUGUCAUUGCCUACGACCAUAGCCGCGUUUUACUCAAUCAAAUCCCGGGGGUUCCUUGCUCGGACUACAUUAACGCUAACUACUUAGAUGGAUACCGACGUCCGAAUGCAUACAUCGCAACCCAGGCAAGGCUUAAAUUAGCUUACGGUCCGCUUCCAGAGACAUUUGGUGAUUUUUGGCGCAUGAUUUGGGAACAAAAUACCCGAGUGAUAGUGAUGAUGACGAAACUGGAAGAGCGGUCCCGAAUAAAAUGCGAUCAAUAUUGGCCCUCUCGUGGAACAGAGAUAUAUCCUAUCUAUCCCGAAAAUGCACCUAGAAAUACCUCAGUUGAAUAUACAUCAUUUGCAGUAACACUGCUUGAAUCUACAGACUAUGCAUACUACACAAUUCGAACAUUCAAUCUUCAAAAAAUGACAUCCAUAUCAAAUGCCAAUGAAACAAAUUCCCAAAACUUCAAUGGAGGGUAUAAUAAUGAAAUGGAGAACCUUCACCCAGUGCAAGAAUCCAGGCAGAUAAAACAAUUCCAGUUCACAGCGUGGCCUGAUUGUGGAGCUCCUGAACAACCACAACCCCUACUACUGUUUAUUCGUCAAGUUUGUCAGGCACGACAGGCUCUAGGACCAAAACAAUCUCAAAGAGGAGUGCAAGAAAAUGGAAUUUCUGAAAACUUGUUGCAGAAUACCCAGGCCAAUCGUUUAGGACCUACUGUCGUUCAUUGUUCAGCCGGUGUUGGACGAACAGGUAUGCGUGUUUCCAUCAACCUCCAAAUAUCAUCCCAGUGUUCAAGUGCCCUUCUACCUGAAAACCGCAACAAGAAUCGCCUUGACUCCGUUCUUCCAUAUGAAAGCAAUCGUGUUGUUCUAUUAGCUACUCGAGGUUUUGAAGGCGCUGACUAUAUCAAUGCUAGUUUUGUAGAUGGCUACUGGCACGAGAGAGCCUAUAUUGCCACCCAAGCGCCAUUAGCCAGCACAACCAAAGAUUUUUGGCGAAUGAUAUGGCAGCACAAUUCUCCCAUCAUCGUGAUGCUAAGUCAAGUGGUUGAAAACUGUCGUGAACAGUGCUUCCAAUACUGGCCAUCAGAACGAUCUCAAAGGUAUGAGCAAUUUCUAGUUGAGCCCAUGGUGGAGUACAAUAUGCCAAGUUUCGUCCUUCGGGAAUUCCGAAUUACCGACACCCAGGAUGGACAGUCCCGUACUCUGAGGCAGUUUCAGUUCUCCGACUGGCCCGAUAAUGGGGUUCCGAUAUCAAAAGCGGCAGAAACCCUCAUUGAUCUAAUUUCCCAAGUUCACAAGACGCAAACCCAAUUCGGGCAAGACGGCCCAAUCACUGUACACUGCAGGUAA
Rodentolepis nana is the source of this 1941-nucleotide messenger RNA. The record is from the annotation of a GenBank genome assembly. Lineage: Eukaryota; Metazoa; Platyhelminthes; Cestoda; Cyclophyllidea; Hymenolepididae.